Corticium candelabrum is the source of this 3818-nucleotide messenger RNA. Its product is annotated as WASH complex subunit 4-like. Bases 24 to 3623 code for a protein of 1199 amino acids. Gene Ontology annotation, biological process: endosomal transport; endosome organization. The transcript is spliced from 37 exons. NCBI's taxonomy places the organism in Eukaryota, Metazoa, Porifera, Homoscleromorpha, Homosclerophorida, Plakinidae. Gene Ontology annotation, cellular component: WASH complex; endosome. The record is from RefSeq and is a predicted model, not a curated record.
ACGUCAACUUACAGUGUCUUUCAAUGUCUGCUCGCGCUUCUAAGACCAAAAGCAAGGACUGGGAGACGGAACCAUUUGAUGACGGAUCAAAGAAACUUGCCGUCGGAGUUCAGCUUCGCAAGUAUGUCAAGUUUAUGCAAGAGUACACACUUCAAUUGAAAGAUUUAGAAGACGUUCUGGAUGAGAAUCCGGGCAAGGCGUGGGACUGGGAGAUGGACCCUGUCUGUCUAUGUUACAUGCCAUACGAAGACAUCAGCCUUCUGCAACUUAUAAAGAGUGACAACAAGGUUCUCAACAAGGUGCUGACAGUCUUCACGUCUCUUUGCUGUGAAAUCAAUAAACUGAAGGAUGAGGCUGAAAAGAAGUUUUAUGUGCCAUUAAUGUUGUAUGAAGAAAGAUCAUCAGCGCAGCAACAGCAGGAAGGAGAGGCUCAAGUGCGGCUAGGAAGGAUGCUGCAACUAUUGCAGGAUUUAUCCUGCUUUGUUGCCCGUGUAUGCAGUGUUGUGAAGUCAGUCAUGCAGCAACUAGCUGCUCUAUACUCACCUGAAUUGAGAGGUUCUUUGAAAAAGGUUAUGGACGGCACUGGAAUGCAUUUGCAGCCUGUCUAUGAACAUUUGGGAACAGCUCUUACGAUACUUCUCACGCUCGAUUUGAUCUUGAAACGAGAACAGACAACCACUCUUCAUGAUGAUUGGCGUUUAUACAAACGAAUGUUGGCAACAUCCAUUCGUGGCUCAGCUGGGAAAUUUGGAGCAACAGAGGAGAAGUUGAAACCUCUGGAACGACAACUACUCAAACUUGAAGGAGAGCUAUUAGAAGGAAGGAUCUUUGUGAAUUGUUUAUUGGAACAAUAUGAUGGAGAACACGUACUUGUACAAGCCUCUCAGGCCCUCCAAGUAGAAUUCCUUGAAAGUAUUCAGAAUUAUUUCAACUACUUAGAAGCUCGUCUCGGAGAAUCUAAUGAAUUGGACCAGAGGAAUCACUUUGUUGGGCUUUGCUGUCUUGUUGUGCUUCAUUACAAUGUUUACAAGGUUGUUGAUAAGAAGUUUUGUCGAGCUCUGUGGGAUACAUACAAAAAGAUUCCUGCAGUUCAUUUGGUCGGACACAUUGUAUGGCUACCUACAGUCUUCCUUGCUCAGUAUAUCCCUGGCUUUGUCAAAGUCCUUGACAAGAAACAGAGAACAGGCGCUGAAAAUGCCUCUAAACAGUGGCUCACACAGAUGUCUCAAAACCUGGCGAGAGAGGCACGAAGUUGGUACCUGCAGAUUUCAUCAUGGAUGAUCAAUAUGGAAUCACUACGACCAUCUUCGGGUGGCCAAAAAGACGUAUUGCACCAAACAGAUCUAUUAAUUGAUGGUUUGAAGUAUGCACACAGUCUCUGCCAUCUGCUUCGCACACUCUGUAAUCUUCAUUACACCUUGCGCUCUCCAAUGAAAAAGAAUGAAGUGCUUGCAAUAUGCAAAUUGGUGGAACUGCUCAAGUCAAUUGAGCAAACAUUCUAUCGAUGUUCUUUGACUGUGUCUGAGUCAUUAAGUCAAAUGGUUCAAUAUUAUUCCUUGCUUUGUGUCUCAAUUGUACAACAAGUAAAGCAACGUCUCAUUGCAGACAAGAAAUAUUCAGACAAGAAACUGGAUAGUCUUGCUGCACUCAGUCUCAUGCUGUCAUGCCUCAACGGCCCAGGAACGAAAGAGAGACUUAUUGUGGCAAAUAUGGCACUUGGCAUUGCUCUGGCUAUGCCUCAGCUCUUUGUUCGUGAAGAACAAUCAAGUUUGAUCAAUGCAAUGAAGAAGCUUGAAAUAUCAGCUGGACUCAUACCCAAACUUCACUGGGCAUGUGAUUGCAGCUUUUUGUAUUGGCAUCGAAACGUUGUUGUACCAUACUUUACCGAUCUCUACGAGAAUCCAGGCGAUGCAAACAGGCUACAUUACAUGUUUGCUGCAUUGAGAGACUGCUGUGUCCCGCUUCAUCUCGUGCUUCAUGAAGAGCAGCAGGAUGCUCUGUUGGAGGCAUUUGACAAGGAAGUGAUGGGAAUGAUGCAGGAGCAAAUUAUAUCUCCACUUUGUCGAGACAUUGAAACAGACCUGCGUCUAAGUAUACAUUCAGAGGAAAAGCAAGACGACCGCAAUCCAUACAGAGUUGGCUUACGUGACCUGAGUCCGUUUCUCAGAGUCAAACCCAUCAGAUUUUUUGACAGAUUUAUUGAUAUCAAAGGUCACGUGACAUUGUAUCUUGACAGGACGUUCUAUAACUUGACAACGGUUGCGUUGCAUGACUGGAGGAAGUACGGUGAGAUGAGAAAUCUUGCCAGUCAGAAGUAUGGACUGGUGAUGACGGAGGUGCAUUUACCGAGUCAAACAAUUGAGCAGGGAUUAGACGUACUGGAAAUCAUGAGAAAUAUCCAUGUCUUUGUAUCACGGUAUCUAUACAACUUGAACAACCAAGUUUUUGUUGAACGAUCAUCCAACAGCAAAGUCCUCAACACAAUCAACAUCCGACACAUCGCCAACUCAAUAAGAACGCACGGCACAGGCAUAAUGAACACAACGGUAAACUUUACGUAUCAAUAUUUGAGAAAGAAGUUUGUUAUUUUUUCUCAGUUUCUCUUUGACGAGCACAUUAAAGCAAAGCUCAUCAAAGACAUUCGUUUCUUUAAAGAGGCAAAGGCAGAACUUGACCAGAAGUAUCCAUUUGAACGAGUGGAGAAGUUCAACAAAGGAAUAAGGAAGCUUGGCCUUACACCAGACGGGUACACUUACCUUGAUCAGUUCAGAAUUCUCAUUAGCCAAAUAGGCAAUGCUAUGGGCUACGUCCGAAUGAUCAGAUCUGGAGGCCUACAUUGCUGUAGUGAUGCUAUUAGGUUUGUUCCUGAUCUCGAGGACAUCAUCGUGUUUGAGGAGCUCGUGACUGAAGAAGGUCUAAGUGACGAUACAAAAACAGCAUCAAGAUGCUUGGAUGCAGCGGCUGCCAAUUUGUCAAAGAAUUUUGCCGAAGGGACCGAGUAUUUCAAGUUGCUGGUUGACGUCUACGCCCCCGUAUUUCGUGGAGACAAACAGAAACAUCUUCGAAACUUCUACAUGAUUGUUCCUCCUCUGACACUCAACUUUGUCGAACACAUUAUGGGUGCGAAAGAGAAAAUGGGCAAGAAGAACAAGACAGGAGCUGCUUUCACGGACGAUGGAUUUGCAAUGGGUAUUGCGUAUAUCCUCAAGUUGCUUGAUCAGUACAGAGACUUCGAUUCGCUGCAUUGGUUUGGCACACUCCGAGAGAAGUACAGACGAGAUUUGGAAGAAGCUAGAGUAUCCGCUCAGAGGGAGAGACGAGAUGAAAAGCUACUGCAGACAAUGACUCUUACGUCAAGACGAAUGGAGCAAUACCAACUGGAGUUUCAGCAGCUGUUUUAUUCUCUCAGCAGUGCUCGUAUUUUCUUUAGGGCUGAUAAAACGGCAGCGGAGGAAACGGAAGAACGAGAAGCACGAGAGGAGACCAGCAUCCCAUCUGCUUCAGAGAGUGAAGGUUCAGCAACUGCUGCUCCUCCUCCGCCUCCACCACCAGCACCUGGAGGACCUCCACCCCCACCUCCCCCACCUCCUCCACCACCUCCUCCCCCUCCUCCGCCAAUGUAAUUGAUGAUCAUGAGGAAGACGUUGAUUGCAUGUUGUUAUGUGGACACUGAUUUCUCAAGUUGGUGUAAUGUGAUUAACUAAUAGUUGUAUAUCAAUUGUACCAUGAGCAGGCAUGGACUGGAUUUUAUAUGCCGUCAUUAAAGUAACAGUUACGUUUAUAGUGAUUGUGUAAAUGUGAAAGUUGUUUUGUCUUUG